GCUCUGUUUGACACCUUUCCAAUAAUGGCCAUGACUGACGAAUAUGAAUACUACUAUAACUACUCUGAAAACUUCACCAGCAACUACAUCGAGUCUUUCGAUGUGAGCUUGAAUUCUGACUGCCCAACCUCACAAUUGAAUGGCGUGGGCAUCAUCACAACCGUUCUGUACUUUUUGAUAUUUGUCUCAGGAUUUUUUGGAAAUCUUUUUGUCAUUUGCGUGGUGGGCAGCAAGGGCAGGAGAGGUGGACGUUUGGUGGAUACGUUCAUUAUCAAUCUCGCUCUGGCUGAUCUGAUUUUCGUCCUCACUUUGCCGCUGUGGGCCAUUUCUGCAAGACGAAAUAACUUGUGGGAAUUUGGAAAGAGUGGCAACUUGUUGUGCAAACUGAGCAGCUAUAUCAUCACUGUAAACCGCUAUUCCAAUGUCUUUUUUCUGACUUGCAUGAGUGUGGACCGAUAUGUAGCUGUGGUCAAACUUAUAGAUUCGAGGCAUCUCAGAAGUAGCAGGUGCAUUUAUGUAACUUGCAUUCUUGUGUGGCUCACCUCCUUUCUCCUCGGCAUACCAUCUCUUGUGUACAGAAAACUUGUAUAUCACGGAGGAGACCCUUUCUGUACUGACAAAACAGAAUCGAAGUUUUUUCUGAUCUUAACUCUCUUCAUGACAUUGUUUACAUUCAUUUUCCCAGUUUUGAUCAUCGCCUUCAGCUACGGGACCAUAGUCAUGCACCUCAACAGGCACUGUGUCGCAGCUGCCAACUCCAGAGCAGAAGCCAGAAGAAGACACUCUCUAAAAAUGGUCUUGUGUAUAAUAAUCGCAUUCAUCUUGUCUUGGCUUCCCUAUAAUAUCUUCAAAACCAUAACCACAGUGAAUCAACUCACCGACAUAUACGUGGGAUGUGAAAGGUUGCUGAAACUCGGUCUCAUCUUCUCCAGCUGCUUGGCUUUCUUCAACAGUUGCGUCAAUCCCGUUAUUUAUUUCUGCCUGGACCACCACUUUAGAGAAAGAACCGGCCUCCUGUUUAAAAGAUGCACAGGGAAAGCAAUGAGUCUACACAGCUACAACUCGUCUUCAUUCACAAACUUUGGCACCUCAGAAACCGGGACCACUGCAGGAAGAACACAAAUCUUACAAGUUCAGGAGUAG
Periophthalmus magnuspinnatus is the source of this 1143-nucleotide messenger RNA. It is a transcript of the gene gpr25, whose product is annotated as G protein-coupled receptor 25. The coding region runs from base 25 to 1143 and encodes 372 amino acids. The transcript has a single exon. NCBI's taxonomy places the organism in Eukaryota, Metazoa, Chordata, Actinopteri, Gobiiformes, Gobiidae. Gene Ontology annotation, biological process: G protein-coupled receptor signaling pathway; immune response. Gene Ontology annotation, cellular component: membrane. Gene Ontology annotation, molecular function: G protein-coupled receptor activity. The record is from RefSeq and is a predicted model, not a curated record.